GUUAUGAGUCCUCCCGCUGAGCUGUCUGGGUGGAGCAGCUCUGCCAACAACACAAACCAGGCACAAUAAAGAAACAUGGAGUUCUGUGUCAGUCAGCGGUAGAGAUAUGAACUGUCACUCAGUCAGCACGUUACUCGUCUGUUAACUGACACAGUAACCUUAGCAACAACCCACCCACCACACCGCAGACCGGGCAGAGCUCGCCUGUAUGGCGGCUCUGUCCUACCUGGUGCUCCGGUUCUCGGGCUCGGCUGGUCGGACUUACGGAGUCUUCUCUAAAAGCUUGACGAGGACUUUGUUGAUAUUCUUUGAUCUCGCAUGGAGACUGCGGAUCAGAUUCCCGUACAUCUACCUGGUCGCUUCGAUGAUGUUUAAUGUCAGAUUACAGGUCCACAUUGAAAUCCACUGACUCAAUCUUCAAUGCCUGUAUUUGGACUAUAAAUCAAUAAAGUGUGGGCAACGCCAUGUUUCAGCCUUCUAAAAGAAACUCUCUUACACUGCACAGCGAUGUGGAGGAAGAGGACGCUUAAUUCUGCGUGACGAUGCAACAAACUUACACGGCCGGUCGUCGCCGUCAGCCCUCGCCACACGAGCCCAGUGCCUUCGCAGGAGAAGGACGGCAAAAAAUGAGCCAGGGUGAGCGGUGACUGUGUGAGGGCGGAGAGGGGGAAACGAUGCCUCACGUUGACCCUUCUGACUCGCCACCUGAGAUCCAGGCGCCGCUCGUCCUGUCCGUGGAGAUCAUGACGUAUGACGGGUGGAUUUCGACACUGCCUUCUCUCUCUCUGGAAGUCGAGGACUUUGGCGUUGGAUUUGAAAACAGAUGUUACUGUGGUACUUUGUAGCUACUCUUCAUUGUCUGACAUGUAUGUUUUGUUAGGUGCUCAGUGUCAACAUCUCACUUUAAUUUAAAAAAAGUUAAUAUCUACACCGCAUGACACAAAACAAGCAUGUCCUCUGUGGCUUGGACUAUUUAUUUGGGGUUAGCUGUAUAAGCGGUACAUGGAGAACGGUACAGCUGCCACUGCUGGAAAUCUGUUAUUGAGUGCAGUCUCAAAGGGAAUCACUGCAUGUCUUCUUUCUGUUCGCACACACAUACUUACACGUCGUCACACUCAUUGUUCUGUCUGCAUAUCUGUGACACUGGAAAGGUGGCGGCGUUGAUGGAGAAAAUGUUACAUGCAAAGUUUUUUAGCUGCAUUUGUUUUUAUUUCUGUGAAAAAUGUGCGUGCGGGGGGGUUUGAAGUCACAGAAUUGAGGGUAUGGAGGAUAGAAUUUGGGAUGUAAUAAAUUAAUGAAAUCACAA
This is a messenger RNA of Sebastes umbrosus (honeycomb rockfish), 1306 nucleotides long. Its product is annotated as small integral membrane protein 10-like protein 2A. The record is from RefSeq and is a predicted model, not a curated record. Bases 209 to 409 code for a protein of 66 amino acids. The transcript has 2 exons. Lineage: Eukaryota; Metazoa; Chordata; Actinopteri; Perciformes; Sebastidae.